CUAUCUCCUACAGAUAGCCCCCAGCGUGGCAGAGGAGCAGGUCUUUCCGCACCUCAGCUCAGCUCCGGCUUCCCUGACACCUCGGCGCUGCUCAGAGAGCUCACUCUCAAGUCCAUGCUUCUGCUAGCCCCAAGCUACCGCUCUCCCCUCAACCUCCCUUCCCCUCUCCCUUUCCCCUCUCUCCCCUCCCCCCCCACUCAGCUCUCGCAACGCACUCUCGGAGGGUCGCUGCUCAAGCACCUCUCAAAGCUGCAGGUGGACGAGGAGGCAGCCAUCCGCACCAACACCACCAUUCUGCUCGGCAACAUUGCCAGACACCUCAACGACGCUGUGAGUUGCACCCAGAACGUUUGGUUUGGCCUUCUGAAUGACGCUACGCGCAAGCGAGUGCUCAUCAAUGCCUUCACUGUUCGCGCUCUAAGGGACGCCUUCCCCCUGCCAGAGCGGCAGGUACGACCUCCCCCUUCCAAGGCUGCAGGUACGACCUCCCCCUUCCAAGGCUGCAGGUACGACCUCCCUCUGCCAGAGCUGCAGGCAUCAUGGCGCUGUCAGCCACACGAGAGUACUACGAUGCCACUGAGAUCGCCCACCACACCUAACCCCACCGCAUCCCCCUCACAUCUACCGCAACCCCUUCACAUCCUCUGUGCAGGCAUAAUGGCACUGUCAGCCACACGGGAAUACUACGAUGCCACUGAGAUCGCCACCCGCAUUCUGCCUGCUCUGGUGGUGCUCACUGUAGAUGCCGACACUGAUGUGCACACCAGGGCAGUCCAGGCCGCCUUCUCGUUCCUCCAGUCUGUCUCUGAUUUCCACGCUAAGCUGGGAUGUCAGCUCACUCACCUCAGCGGGCUGUCAGCAUUCGUGUUCAUCUCCAUUCCCAAGGCGGGCCAGGAACAGCAGUGUUCCCAAGGCUGGCCACUCCCACCAUUCGUGUGCAUGUCUUAUCAUCCCUCUAAACCCCUCCGUUCUCCCUCCCAUACCCCCGCCUACUCAACUCCAGCAGCAUCAGAGCCUGAGGGCAACGGGUGGGGAGAAAUCGAGGAAGAGGAGGAGGAAGAGCAGCCGAAACCAAAGCCCUCAGUUCACCGACCAGCCCCUGCCAGACCCACCGCCCCCGCCAGACCCACCGCCCCCUCCUCUCACACCUUCUCCAAGCCUGCCCCAGCCGCACCUUCCCCAGCUGAACCCGAAGCAGAGGAGGACGAGGAGGAGGAUGGGGACGGGUGGGGCGAUCUGGAUGAUGGGGAGGAGAGUUCUGCGUCUAAGGGUGCUGCUGCUGCUUCUGCCGCCGCUGCUGCUGCUGCUUCUGCCGCCACUGCUGCUGCUGCAGCCUCUCUCUCUCGCAUGCAAGCAGCCCAGCAACGACCGGUGGUGCAUCACACUCCUGCUGCUGCUCCUGCUGCUACCCCUGCAGCAGCAACAGCUCCCACUGCGUCGCCUCAAAAAGCAGCACCAGUGCGGCCAGCAGCGGUGAGAUUAGGUGGAGGAGCAGCGGCAGGGAAGGCCGGUGGGUCCCUGGGUGUGACAAGAGGGAAACCGGCACCAGCAGCAGCCUCGUCUGCUGCCUCACACUCAACCAGUAAGGAUGAGGAUCCCUGGGCCGCCAUCGCUGCUCCUGCUCCUGUCAGCUCGGCCAAGCCUCUGCGCGCCGGAGCUGGCACAUCUGGCUCGGCAGUUAGCAGAGGUUCGGCAGCAAGCCGAGGCGGAGCUGGUGGUACGGCAAGUGGGCAUGUGAAGCUGCCAGCAGGGGCGAAUAUGGAUCUAGAGAGAAUGCUUGGGGAUGACAGUGGGGGGAAGAAGCCCACUGGCAUGAGGCUAGGAGCACAGAGAAUCAGCCGAUAG
Messenger RNA from Closterium sp. NIES-65, 1845 nucleotides. The record is from the annotation of a GenBank genome assembly. Lineage: Eukaryota; Viridiplantae; Streptophyta; Zygnematophyceae; Desmidiales; Closteriaceae.